AUGGGAUGGAUACCAUGGCAGGUUAAAAUGGCCCGUCGUGUCGUACAUUCCGACACGAUCCAGAGGGUACGAACCAAUAUUCAGAUACCCGUGCAACGCCUUAAAACGGUGCAGCCAGGGGUGAAGGGCCUGGUGCGAGAGAUGUGCAGAAAGCAAAAUAAAGCAAGAGAAAAAAGCAAAGCACUGAGAAAUUACAUAACUAGAGAUACUACUGCGUGUGUCCGAUGGGAGUGGAGAGACGAGACGAGACGAGACAACGAUGGGGACCGAUUGCCAGUUAGCUGGUACGCGCCAGUCAUCUGGAUGAGCGCUCGUCCCCUGCCCAUCGGCGUCCAAUUUCCCGCUUCCUGGUUAGUCGAGGUAGACGAGAGCAAUGGGGAAAAAAGGUUCUAG
Nannizzia gypsea CBS 118893 is the source of this 393-nucleotide messenger RNA. RefSeq lists its product as hypothetical. Lineage: Eukaryota; Fungi; Ascomycota; Eurotiomycetes; Onygenales; Arthrodermataceae. The transcript is spliced from 3 exons. Bases 1 to 393 code for a protein of 130 amino acids. The record is from RefSeq and is a predicted model, not a curated record.